UGACAGAAUUUUCAUUUUCGGGUGUGGCAAAAAGUUUUAGUCCCUGUCUAUCAGGGAAGAAAAAUUCAGCCAAACUUCAUUCCAUAUUUAUCUUCUGGCAAAACACAGUCCUCACUCCCCAAACCCCAAAGGUCAGCCCAGUUUCAUGACACCAAUGAUUCAAAACAUGAUCCUUCAUGACGUGUUGGACCCUACAGGCUUUAACACUGAUUCUAUGACUAUAAAACAAUGACACCACAAGCAUCUGCACUGAUAACUGAGAGACGUGUCACACUGAGCCAGGAAUAUUCUUAGCAGAUGUCACAUAAUUUAACAGAGGAAUAAUCAAGUAUGUUACAGGAAAACAAAACCGCAGCUUCUGUAGUAACCAAGUUUUUCAUCGUGGGCUUCCCUGGACUCCCCCCCAAAUACUACAGCCUGAUGGCAGUGCUUUUGUUCUGCAUCUACAUCGCUGUAAUCACCGGUAACUCUCUUAUUGUGCUCCUUUUUGUGAUUGAACGCAGCCUCCAUAAGCCUAUGUAUAUUAUCAUGCUGAGUAUGUCCUUUUCUGAUAUUGGUUUUUGCACAGUUGCUCUGCCAAAAGUCAUUUCUCGCUACUGGUUUAAUGACGGUUAUAUUGCCUUCUACAUUUGUUUGUUUCAAAGACAGCUGAUUCACUAUUUUGGGACCCUAAACUCUCUUACUAUGAUGAUCAUGGCUCUAGAUCGGUACUUGGCAAUCUGUCACCCACUAAGAUACCCUGUUUUAAUGACUAACCGCACUAUGAGACUUCUAAUAGGGAUUUCCUGGGUUACUGCAAUGAUUGCCCCAACCAUCAACACAAUGCAAACAGUGAAAAUGCCAUUCUGUGGGCCAAACAUGAUCGCUCAUUGCUUCUGUGAUGGUGUAUCUAUGAACCAGCUCGCCUGUGCUGAUGCCACCCUCACAAAUCUCAUUGCCUACAUUGUAGCAAUGUUUGUGCUUCUCGUGCCAUUCUCUUUCAUCAUCUUGUCCUAUGCAAGUAUCCUGGUGUCUGUGCUUCGAAUAGCAAAUGCACAGGGUCAUAUGAAAGCCUUUUCUACCUGUGCCACACAGCUGACUAUCAUUAUCAUCUAUUAUGUGCCUCGUUUCGUGGUACACUCCAGUUCUAACAUCCCGAACAUUCAGAUGAACAACAGUCAGAAGGUCGCCCUGGUCAUGUUCUACAGUCUGCUUCCACCACUAGUGAACCCCUUUAUUUACUGCAUCAGGAUCAAAGAAAUCAGACAGUUCCUUCUCAAAUGGUGUGUAAAGAGAUACAGAAUCAGUCUAAAGGUCAAUAGGUUAACUAUUUCUAAAUGAGAUUAUCUGUCUGUCCCUGUUCUGAUGUAUCCAAUUACAUGCUGUAUAUAUGCAUUUACAAUAUUUGUUAAUAUGUGUAUAUAUAUAUAUAUAUAUAUAUAUAUAUACACACACACACCACAUACACAUAUUAGCCUAUAUAUUAUCCAGUUCUUAAUUUUUAAAAAAUAAAAAUAAAUACAUGGAAUAUUUGUAGUGUUAUUUGUCACACUGCAGGCACAUUUAUCAACUGUAAUAUAUUUAAAUUAUAAAUAAAUCAUAAAUUUCCUACCAGACAUGCAUACAAUAUGAGUGCAGUUUUUUGUUUUGUUUUAAUUCAUAUUAUUUAAUUAGAUUACUAUUAAUAAUAUGUUCUAUUAUUUUAUUUAUGCAUCUAAUGUCUUGGUUAUGAAUGCUUUUGCCUGUUUUCAUUAUUAUUUCUCAUAAAUUAAAACUACAUUCCAGGUAAAAUUAUGCGAUCAUUUACUCACUUUUAAGUCAAAAAUCACAUUAUCGAACUGGUAAAUGUCAAAGAAAGUCACACUUAAUUACUAAUUGAUAAUUGAUGCACAUGACAGUGUCCUGCUGAGUGAAGAAAAUAGUUGAUUCUUAUCGCAUGCAGUUUGAGAAACGUGUGCUGGCUGUUGCAUCGAAGGCCAUGCUGUGUGUGCUUGUGAGGUUUCUAUGGUUAAUACCAAAAUACUAUAGUUUCAAGUGUUUCAUAUGAGAUAAUCAGUAGUGUCUCACUACCGGACGCUUGGAGGCUCA
Megalobrama amblycephala (Wuchang bream) is the source of this 2067-nucleotide messenger RNA. Its product is annotated as olfactory receptor 1-like. Gene Ontology annotation, cellular component: membrane. The coding region runs from base 331 to 1320 and encodes 329 amino acids. Gene Ontology annotation, biological process: G protein-coupled receptor signaling pathway. The transcript has 2 exons. The record is from RefSeq and is a predicted model, not a curated record. Lineage: Eukaryota; Metazoa; Chordata; Actinopteri; Cypriniformes; Xenocyprididae. Gene Ontology annotation, molecular function: olfactory receptor activity; G protein-coupled receptor activity.